Messenger RNA from Coccidioides immitis RS, 1646 nucleotides. Its product is annotated as inositol monophosphatase. Gene Ontology annotation, molecular function: inositol monophosphate 1-phosphatase activity. The transcript has 3 exons. The coding region runs from base 567 to 1466 and encodes 299 amino acids. NCBI's taxonomy places the organism in Eukaryota, Fungi, Ascomycota, Eurotiomycetes, Onygenales, Onygenaceae. Gene Ontology annotation, biological process: inositol metabolic process; signal transduction; phosphatidylinositol phosphate biosynthetic process. The record is from RefSeq and is a predicted model, not a curated record.
AUAAUGAACAGGCCACCAGGUCGCGGGACUGGAGAUGUAACCGGCACAUGUUGUGCAGGGAAGACCUCGUUCAUGGUGCCCUAAGAGAAGGAUGAUCAAUCGCACGAUGUUCACCGCCAAGAAAUCAAACCAAUCCUGAGAAACAUUUCGAGACUCACCUCUCAUCAAAGAAAUCUCUAAUGAAUCUCUUCUUGUCGUGUAGCUGACUGCAUUUUCUGCUUCACCGCAUCCUUCUACUCUCUUUUGCUUUCAUUCACAAUAGAAUCAUUGCAGGCUGACGACAUAGUGCAUUGGCACCUGCAUGGUUAAUCAACCUUACUUUUGUAGUUAUUUAGUGGCUUUGAUUGGCUUCACCUCCAUAGACCGGGGGUUCAUAUAAAAAGUGCUUUCGUCCCUACCUUUUUUUAUGACAAUUGGGAUCUUUUCUUGAACCAAUUUGAAUUCACUUCUGGUUAUUUAUCUCUCUUGGACACUUUGACCUCUUUUCCCCUUCCUGUCUUUCUUCGCUCUAAACCUCAAACAGAAAGGACGUGAAGAGUGCGAUUUGAAAGUUAUCAAACAUAACAAUGACGACUAGUACCAGUAUCUCUCCUAAUCUUCAAGAGAUCCAUGAUUGCUUUAUCGAAUUGGCGAAGCAAGCCGGGGAGAUGAUCACAGGCGCAAAGCCCUUGGUCAACACAGUCGGGUCAAAGAAGAACAGCUCCGACCUCGUCACAGAAACGGACCGUGCUGUUGAGCAGAUGGUCUCCAAGGCGUUAAGAAGUAAAUAUCCUGACUAUGAAUUUAUGGGUGAAGAGACCUAUCAGCCCGGCAUGCGCUUGACCAACGCGCCCACAUUCAUCGUCGAUCCCAUCGAUGGCACAGUCAAUUUUGUCCACAAUUUUCCCAACGCAUGUAUUUCACUUGGGUUCGCGAUUGAAAAGAAGCCAGUUGUCGGCGUUGUUUUCAAUCCCUUUACGAAAACGUUGUAUAGCGCCAUCCGCGGAAAAGGAGCCUUUUUGAACCGCACAACCAAGUUGCCGCUGAAAGGAGACAAUAUAGAGCCAUUGAAGGGCCUGUCUAGCGCUCUGGUGGGCGUGGAAUGGGGAUCUGACCGUCACGGCACCAACUGGGAGACGAAGAUUCGUACCUUUGAGACCCUCGGAAAGGCGCGGGAAGAAGGCGGGGCGAUGGUCCAUUCGAUGCGAAGCAUGGGAUCGGCCGCGUUGAAUCUGUGCGCUGUUGCUUCGGGCUACAUGGAUCUUUACUGGGAAGGAGGAUGCUGGGCAUGGGACGUAUGUGCUGGAUGGGUCAUUCUCACAGAAGCUGGCGGCAUCAUGGUUGAUGGCAAUCCCGGCGGGUGGAAUGCAGCGGUUGAUGGAAGACGCUACUUGGCCAUCCGCGCAUCUAAGAAUGGGGAAGGACAGAAGGAGAUCGUGGAGGAGUUCUGGGGUCAAAUCAAGGGGAAGUUCGAUUAUGGCCAGUAAAUCGGCUGUGGUUAUUGACUGAAAUCGCAUGAGACGGCCUCCCUGGGCAGUUCAAUCGACUUAUAUAUUUCUUGAAAUGAUGGCGGUAGUGACUCGACCCUCAAUUUACGCAUGUAAUAAAAUCCAUAGAGUAUGAUGUCAAAUAAAAGCAAUAAUAGACUUGUUAACCAAUUGCCUGGA